CCCUUCGCCCAAGUCUCACGGUUGCCCUGGGCAACAGCUGAGCCGUCGGGGAAAGAGGUGCAUCAGUGAGUAGGCCCAAAGGCACGAAGGUGACCAGACAUCCCGUGUUAGACGAGUUAGUUCCCCUUCCGGACGGCCUGCCCGGGUUGGGAAGAGAGAAAGAUCGGGAUGAGUGUAGACUGUCCUGAUCCUGCAUGUCUGAAGUUUCUUAAGCAAGUUAACGCUUGCGAAUAUUCAUAAAAAUGCCGUCUCAACUUUUAUAUGGCUGUUUACGAGAGUUGUCACACAUUAUGUCAUGAAGUUCCUUCUGUAGGCUUGAAUCACGAACUGUCAGUUAUCUUGGUAAUACCCAGGUUGGAAGCCUAAAGCUGCUGCGGAAACACCUGGAGAACUUUCAGGAAAAACUGUGUCCAAGAAUUCAGACAUGGCAGAAGUGAAGUCAAUGUUCCGGGAAGUUCUUCCAAAACAAGGGCAGUUGUCUGUGGAAGAUGUAACCACGAUGGUGCUAUGUAAACCCAAACUCUUGCCCUUAAAAUCUCUGACUCUGGAAAAAUUGGAGAAAAUGCAGCAAAUAGCACAGAAUACAAUUCGUCAACAAGAAAUGGCAGAAAAGGAACAACAAACAACCCAUUGAAUGAUGAUGACAGCACUUCUACAAAACACCCUAUCUUACUUACUGUAGUUUAAAACAAUCUUUAUUUUAAUCUGUGUACUGAACAUGUUAAUAAAGUUGAUAGUAUUCAUAUAAUACAAAAAUACCAGACAAGUAAAAAUGGUA
Sorex fumeus (smoky shrew) is the source of this 778-nucleotide messenger RNA. RefSeq names its product BBSome interacting protein 1 (gene BBIP1). The record is from RefSeq and is a predicted model, not a curated record. Lineage: Eukaryota; Metazoa; Chordata; Mammalia; Eulipotyphla; Soricidae. Gene Ontology annotation, cellular component: BBSome. Gene Ontology annotation, biological process: receptor localization to non-motile cilium; cilium assembly. The transcript has 4 exons. Bases 425 to 634 code for a protein of 69 amino acids.